This is a messenger RNA of Rhopalosiphum maidis (corn leaf aphid), 2134 nucleotides long. It is a transcript of the gene PPP4R2r, whose product is annotated as serine/threonine-protein phosphatase 4 regulatory subunit 2. The record is from RefSeq and is a predicted model, not a curated record. The transcript has a single exon. Lineage: Eukaryota; Metazoa; Arthropoda; Insecta; Hemiptera; Aphididae. Gene Ontology annotation, molecular function: protein phosphatase regulator activity. Gene Ontology annotation, biological process: protein dephosphorylation. Bases 505 to 1956 code for a protein of 483 amino acids. Gene Ontology annotation, cellular component: nucleus; protein phosphatase 4 complex; cytoplasm.
AAUAUAAUAAUAAAAAUAUAUCUGUGCCGACUGUACAAUAUUUCGUUCAAAUUGAGACCGUACCAGUCGCAUAGCUAUUGUUGUUAUUUAUUUGUUUUAUUUAUCGAGAAAUCGUAGUUCGUUGCCGUUGAAUUAACGUUCGGCUCGGCACUGCACUGUUCCAUGACGCGGGCGCGUGCGCUCUACGCCAAUUUUGCUUUUUUCUUAUCUGUUUUCGUUUCGACAAUAUUUCUACAGUACCACUGUACCAGCGAACGGCUAGUGAUUUGUUGUUUACGGUUUUUCUUAUUAUUACAACCGCAAUAGUAAUAAUAGUAAUAAUUUUAUUAUACGUUAUUAUUAUUGCUUAACGUUUGCGACUUCGCGUUGUUUUGAGUUUCGGUGUGAUCUGUCAACAAACGGCCGUACCUUGGUGGAACAGAAAUAAAACGCAAGAAACGACGGACACGCACAAGUUGGUACCGUACAAUUAAUGUUACUACUAUUCAGCGUCCGUACUUAGCAAUGAUUGAGAACGCAGAAUUGGUCAUGCAAAUGCUGGAGAUGUACCAGAUGUACAAACAACAGGUUCCCGUAGAACUAGAAGAGUACUUAAGGUACGUUGCCAAGACUGGUAACACACUAUUCCAGUGGACUUUGGUCAAGCCGUUCAUCCGCGAAAAGAUAAUGAACGUCAUUGCCGAGUUUGCGGAACAGUCUGCGCUGUCUGACAUACCGCCAUACCCAAACGUUGACCCGUUCAACUACGAGGCUAUGAAGACUAUGUUGUUAGAACGUUUUGACACUUUCAAUGGUCCUCCAUUCACCAUACAGAGGCUUUGCGAGCUGUUGUCUUGCCCAAGAAAGGAAUAUAAUCGAGUAGACAAAUUCAUGCGCGCCGUGGAAAAGAACAUAUUGGUCGUCAGUACUUGUGAAUUAAGAUCAAAGCGAGAAGAGCCCAUUGUCAAUGGUGUCCCAGACAGAUGGGAAAAUGGAAAAGAGUCCGAUAUCAGUAUGGACUUGGUUGAUAAAAAUAAUGUUAUUGCAGACGUAAGUGUUAUAAAUGGUAAUGAUACAGUUGAAAGUCUUCUGAAUGAACUAGAAUCUAUGAAAACACCUGAAACCAAAAUGGACGAAUCGAAGACGGAACAUAAAGAUCAUCUUGUCACACAAAUUACUGAUGAAUCUAAUAUUACACCUGAAGAACCAAAACAAGAUACUCCAAUAUUAAUCACUCAAGAUACACCUCAGACACAGAUCACAGACUCUACUGAAGUUGUAGAACCAGUUAAUAUUGAUGUCUCACCAAAUGUUUCUGUUGAAGAUGAAUCUAUAGUUGACCAACCAAAAGAACUAAGCCCAGAAGUCUGUGAAAUUCAACCUGUUGAAGUAAAAGAACAAAUUGUAAACGAUUCUAUUGAUGAGCUUAAGGAUUUAUCCCAUGAUUUAGAGCUAGAAAUGGUCAAACCAAAAAAUGAAGAUCCAAUUGUAGAAAGUAAUAAAUUAGAUCAUUUAGAAUUAAUACCAACAGAUGUUGAUCGAGUAGAAGGUUCAAUUAUUCAUCAAACUCCAGAUUCUGAUAGUAAAGUAGAACUAGAAUUAGAAGAUUCACAACCAGCAGUUGUGUUGAAAAAAUCUGACGAAGAUCCUGAAUGUAUGGAUGUACAGGUCGAAGACGUAUCUAAAAGUUUGGAAUCAGAAGUAAUUUGUGAUAAUGUACAAGAAAAGUGUACAAAACCUACAGAAAUUCAAAAUGAUAAUCAACAAGUUAAAGAAUCUAUUAUUGAUGUACCUACUGUAGAGCCAAUUUCUACAGAUAUGGAGGUAGAAUUAGAGAAGAUAGAAAAUGACAUUACUCUUGAAGUCAUACCACAAGAAAAUGUCAAAGAAAAUGAUGACACCCCAACAACAGAGCCUAAUACAGCUGUUGAAGAACCUCAGAUACUGGAUGAAAAUAAAUUGACUGAAAGUGAAUAGUCUUAGUAAGUAUUAGACCUAAACGAAUAUUAUAUACAUUGACUGGUUAGGUUAAUAAUAAUGAAAUGUUAUCAAUUAGGUAAAAGUUAUGUAAAAUUUAAUGUUUAUAUGUACCUACGUGAUAAAUUCAGAAUAAGUUAUUUCAUUUACUGUACAAAAUUAUUUGCAAAUAUUGCUA